Pseudovirgaria hyperparasitica is the source of this 2222-nucleotide messenger RNA. RefSeq lists its product as uncharacterized. Gene Ontology annotation, biological process: DNA-templated transcription; positive regulation of transcription by RNA polymerase II. Gene Ontology annotation, cellular component: nucleus. The transcript is spliced from 5 exons. The record is from RefSeq and is a predicted model, not a curated record. NCBI's taxonomy places the organism in Eukaryota, Fungi, Ascomycota, Dothideomycetes, Acrospermales, Acrospermaceae. The coding region runs from base 180 to 2138 and encodes 652 amino acids. Gene Ontology annotation, molecular function: zinc ion binding; DNA-binding transcription factor activity, RNA polymerase II-specific; sequence-specific DNA binding.
UCUCUAUUACGUCGCUACCAGGGGUCUUAUGCAUUGGCCCAGGACGAUCCCUAGUCCUAUAUUACUACAUUCUGUUCUCCAUAUAACACGCUCACAUGCCUCCUUCAACAUAUCCGCAUCGUUGGAUCAGUCACUCGCUUAACACAUUCGUUUGAUAAAACAUUUCAAGAACUACAACAAUGUCUAGUCCAUCUUCACCACUCCAUGAGCUAUCGUCAGAAAGGAACACCAGUACCAGUGCCAACAGUACCAGUGCUAAGGAUCGUAAGAGGAGGAGAAUCUACAGGGCUUGCGAUUACUGUCGUUUACGAAAAUCACGAUGUGAUGGCAAAAUGCCUUGUACUGGUUGCAAGGCCAUUGAUCAUGAAUGUUCGUACAGUGAUUCUUUGAGGAGUCGGCGUGGAGGUCCACGCUACAUUGAAGAACUGGAAGGAAAGAUCCGCAGUUUGGAACAUGCCCUGCAGACUGUCAAUGCCGAGGAACGUAUCGAGAAUGCACAUGUCAGAGCGCUUCUGGUCGAGCAGUUGAAGGAUGCCGGUGGUCCUUGGAAUUCAAAGUCCUCGGAAUAUCUCAGCAGAUCUUCGGAGAAUAGUCCCACGAAAGUUGUCGAUGAGCUACCCGAGGAGGGCGAAGAGCUGCUCGAGACCAUGAUCGAGGCUACUGGUAUUCUCAAUAUUGACAUCGUUGCUACUGAGUCUGAGUAUCGCGCCCAGAUGCUUCCAGCUGCAUACACGGGCAGUCGGCCGGAGUCGUUCGUUCGUUCUUCGCCUUUACCUCCAGACUCGCCACACUUCAGCCACCCUCAACUUGGAAUUUCUCCGAAUUUCUCGAGUGGUAGCUACGUAACAUCGCUACCUCCAAAGAAGACUGCAAUGUUUUUCAUAGAUGUGGCACUGAAUCACCCAUGCUGCUUGAUGAACUUUGUCCAUCGCCCAACACUCAAUGAGCUUCUUGAGGAAGUGUACGAAGACAGUGACAUGCCUAUGGGGUCUCAGACCGCUACUGCUCUCAUUUAUGGUUUCUCUGCCAUUGGAGCUCUUUUCUCGGGUAGUCACUUUGGUGCAGACUCCGAAGAAUGCACACCACCGGGAUAUCAAUACUUCCAGACCUGUCAAACAAUGAUCGAUCCACUCGCUUGUAACGACAUUGUUACCAUGCAAGCUUUGAUAUGUGCAAUCCUGUAUAUGCAAGGCACGGGCAUGGUGACGCGAUCGUAUUCGACGAUCUGCGCUGCUACUUCCGCUGCUGUCCGUAUGGGCCUGCAUCGCGCUUCACCGCCUAGCAGUCUUGAUGCAAUUCAACUUGAGCUCCGAAAGCGUGUCUUUUGGGUCUUGAGAACCAUGGACACUUAUGUCACUUCCAUGCUUGGCUUUCCUCGGACGCUCGGAGAAGAAAAUGUGGAUCAAGAGAUGCCAAUCGCUCUAGAAGAUCAUUUUAUCACAACUUCCGGCAUCAUCGCAGAGGGGCAAUCAAGCAGUAUACAGUCAAACAUGGGCCCAGUCAACGCCCAUACUCGGCUGAUCAAGAUCAUGGCGCAAACCCUUCGCCAGAUCUAUCCGUCGAAGCGACCAUCUAGCUCUGUAAACUUUGCAUAUGGUGUCUCUCCAACGAGCGUGUCUCAGAUUGAAUCUGAGCUUGAGCAAUGGUUUGAAGAUUUGUCCCGAUCCGACAACACUUCUGUUCCGUCAAGCUCUUUCGAGAUACGAACUCAGCUCCUCCUUCGCAUGGCGUAUGGUCACGUUCAGAUGGUCCUCUAUCGCCCCUUUCUGCACCACAUCUUGAAGCCACGGUCUGAGGGUAACAUCCAACUCCGAUCCUAUGCGUGUGCUUCUGCAUGUAUCAAAGCUGCAAUGCAAAUUGUUUGGUUGGCUGAAGAGUUGGAUUCACGAGGGCUGAUCCACGAGGCGUACUGGUUCACUUCUUACAUCACGUCGUUUGCUGUGACCACGCUCUACCUAUUCAUCACCACGGCACGCGAUGAUCCAACAAGAGAGGAGACACGACACACUGCAGAACGCGGUCGUGCCAUUGUCUACAAACUGGCCAAGAGCAACCCUAUGGCGGAUUGGUGCCUUUCAUCUCUCAACGCGAGUCCUUUUCUCCAGGACCAGGAAUUCUACUUCAAUCCUCCUAGUUGACUAGCCGGGGAGAGUCUGAAGUCACAGCAAGCAGCUGAUGUAGGUCCAUCGCACGGUGCUACAAGUAGCUCGAGCUCGAGCACC